Molecule: messenger RNA, 3885 nt
Organism: Microthlaspi erraticum
Lineage: Eukaryota; Viridiplantae; Streptophyta; Magnoliopsida; Brassicales; Brassicaceae
Source: the annotation of a GenBank genome assembly
AUGGUAUCAGAGCCUAACAAACUUUCUUGCUUCCGCCAUGGAUUCAUCGCAUCUGACCUCUCUCCGAUCGUCUCUCUUCCGGUGAGGAUUAUCACUCCUGGCGUCGAUCGAUCCGUAUGGCUCUCAACGUCCGCAACAAACUCGGAAUUUAUUGACGGUACUGUUCCUCGUCCCCCUCCUGAUCAUCCCGAUGCUGGUUCUUGGUCGAGAUGCAAUGAUAUGGUUAUCACGUGGUUAAUGAACUCUGUGUCGAAGAAGAUAGGUCAGAGUCUCUUGUAUAUGUCUACUGCUGAAGCUUUUUGGAAGAAUCUAGUUUCUCGUUUUAAACAGGACGAUGCGCCUAGGAUUUUCGAGAUUGAACAGAAAUUAGGAUCUCUACAGCAGGGACAUGUGGAUGUAAGCACAUACUACACUGAAUUGGUCACACUGUGGGAAGAGUUGAAGAACUUUGUUGAACUUCCGGUGUGUACCUGCGGCAAAUGUGAGUGUAACGCUGCUCUCCUUUGGGAGAAACACCAGCAACGUAGCAGAGUUAUAAAAUUCUUGAUGGGCUUGAAUGAUGGUUUUGAGUCUACUCGAAGUUACAUUCUUAUGUUGAAACCAAUUCCUGAUAUUGAAGAAGUUUUCAAUAUGGUUGCUCAAGAUGAGCGUCAGAAAUCAAUCAAGCCGACUGUGAGAUCUGAGAAUGUUGUCUUUCAGACUUCUGAUUCUGCUACUGAGGGGUUUUCUGGUGGAGCUGAGAAUGAGGUUUAUGCUACUAUUAGUAGUAAUGGCUAUCGUGGAAAGCAGAGACCAGUCUGCACUCAUUGUGGCAUGCUUGGCCAUAUUGUUCAAAAGUGUUUUCGUCUUCAUGGAUAUCCUCCUGGUCAUCGACUACACAAUGCGAACAAGAAUGUCACAGGACCUUCGCCUCCUCCUCGUGGUCCUUCUAUGCCUCCGUCUCAGACUACGUUUCAGUCACAAUCUCAGUUUCCUUACCAGAAACAGAACACUGUUGCUACCGUCACUGCUGGAUCGCCAAAUCCUUCUCCGGUUACCAAUGCGAUAACCUUUGAUCUCAGCAAGUUUACUCAGGAGCAAGUCCAGAGUCUUCUACAACAACUACAGUCAGGUGUGAGGGUUUCGGAUUCUGCUCCUCCUCCUUCUACGGCUCCUGCUUCCAUCACAGCUCAUGGAGUUAUGGCUGCUCAAUCUUCUUAUGGUAACAUUCCCUUUUCUUCAUCUAGCCUCCGUUUUGAAAAUCAAACACUCACCUUUCAACAUCAGACUCUUUCUUCUAUUUCCAAUUCUAUUCCUCAUGGUGCUUGGAUAAUUGACAGUGGAGCUACCACUCAUGUGUGUUCUGACCUAACAUUGUUUAGUACAACUGUUUCUGUUUCUGGAGUUACAGUUUCUUUACCUAAUGGAGUUAGAGUCCCUAUCAUACACACAAGCACUGUGCAUAUCUCUGAUGCAUUGGUUUUGCAUAAUGUUCUUCAUGUUCCUUCAUUUGCAUUUAAUCUCAUCAGUGAGCAUACUCAGGGCUUGAUGAUUGGUAAAGGCUAUCUUCUGCAUAAUCUCUACAUAUUAGAAGCUGGUGUUGUUUCUCCGUCUGUCAACCUGUGUGGAUCCUUGUCAGUAGAUGAGAGUCUCUGGCAUCAACGCCUUGGACACCCAUCUUCUGUCAAGUUACAGCAUUUAUCUGGUAUUUUACCUUUAGCAAAGUCUUCUAUUGUUGCGUCUCCGUGUUCUGUUUGUCCCCUGGCUAAGCAGAAAUGUUUACCUUUUGUUUCUAAUAAUCGUUUGGCUGCUUCUCCGUUUGAUCUCAUUCAUAUUGAUACUUGGGGUUACAAAGUUCUCGAUCUUGACACUCAUGUUGUUUCUGUUUCUCGUAUUGUCAUUUUCCAUGAAAAUGUUUUUCCUUUCAAAACGGCUAUUUCAACUCUUUCAGCCGAUGAUGUUUUCUCGGAUUCGAUUUUAACUGUGUCUACUCCUGUUGAUCUUGAUUCAGUGCAUAUGUUUCCUGAUUCUGCAUCUCCACCUAAUCUUGAUACUUCUCUGCAUAAUGACCAUGCUACUUCUGCUUCUGUGCAUCCUAAUCAUUCUGAGUCUGUGCAUAUUGAUCAUUCUGCAUCUGUUACUGAUCAUGCAUUGCAUCCAGACACUCGUGCAUCACACACUAGUACUGUAGCUCCAUUAUCUGAGACUGUGACUGCAGGUACAAAGAUUGUUGUGCCUCCCACUACUAGGCCAAAACGCGCUCCCAAGGUUCCAGGUUACUUAUCCGAGUACCAUUGUUCUCUUAUUCAAUCUUCUUCUUCUUCACCCACUGAAAUUUCUUCUUCUCUACCUAAAGCUAUAACUUCUGUUGUUUGGACGGGUGCCAUGAAUGAGGAGUAUCGGUAUCAGGAACUCAAUAAAAUUUUCACUAUAGAAUCUUUACCUCCGGGGAAGAAUGUUGUGGGAUGUCGCUGGAUUUAUACUUUUAAGUAUAACUCUGAUGGUGCAAUUGAACGUCGUAAGGCUCGCCUGGUUGCUCAGGGAUUUACUCAACAAGAGGGUGUUGACUUCACUGAUACUUUUUCUUCAGUUUCUAAGAUGGCCAGUGUGAUGAUGUUACUUGGUCUAGCGGCUAAUCAUGGUUGGAGCCUUACUCAGAUGGAUGUCACAUGUGCGUUCCUACACAGUGAUCUCAAAGAGGAAAUUUAUAUGAGCUUACCUCUGGGUUAUACUCCGGCUCCUGGUGAAGUUCUACCUCCGAAUCCAGUCUGUCGAUUACGGAAAUCGAUUUAUGGCCUUAAACAAGCAUCACGUCAAUGGUACCAUUGUUUCUCUUCGGUUCUUCUCAAACAUGGUUUCAUGCAAUCCCCUGCUGAUAACUCUCUGUUUGUUAAGAUCUCUGGUGAUGUUUGUAUAGUGCUUCUUGUGUAUGUGGAUGACAUACUGAUUGUUAGCAAUGAUGACGCUGCGGUUUCUGAAUUGAAAGCUCAUCUUCAUGCUGCUUUCAAGAUCAAGGACUUAGGUGUUGCACGUUACUUCCUUGGCAUGGAGAUUGCACGUAAUGAUUCUGGUAUCUCUGUUUCUCAACGGAAGUAUGCUCUUGAUCUGCUCUCAGAUACUGGAAUGUUGGGAUGCAAACCUUCUGCUGUGCCAAUGGAUCCGUCUGUUUCUUUUAGCAAGGAUUCAGGCUCUCCUUUGAAGGAUAUUGGUUCUUACCGUGAACUCAUAGGACGCUUGCUCUACCUCACGAUCACGAGGCCGGACAUUACUUUUGCGGUGAAUCGGCUUAGUCAGUUUCUCAGCGCUCCUACGGAUGUUCACAUGCAGGCAGCUUACAAGAUCCUUCGAUAUAUCAAGGGGAAUCCGGGACAGGGCCUUUUCUACUCUGCUGACUCUGAGACUUGCUUGAAUGCAUUUGCUGAUGCAGAUUAUGGUACUUGUCCGGAUACAAGAAGAUCUGUAACUGGUUUUUGCGUCUAUCUUGGGAAAUCCUUGAUUUCAUGGAAGUCGAAGAAACAGCAUACUGUAAGUCGUAAUAGCACUGAAGCGGAGUAUCGUAGCUUGGCUUUGGCUUCGUGUGAGCUGAUUUGGCUCAAUCAGCUACUUGAGGAUAUGAAGGUUCAGGUGCAACACACGGCUAAGCUCUUUUGCGACAAUAAAUCGGCAAUCCAUAUUGCUACGAACCCGGUCUUUCACGAACGAACGAAACACAUAGAGAUAGAUUGUCAUACCGUUCAUGAUCAGCUCAAGUCAGAUUUUCUGAAGCUUAUGCAUGUUACCAGUGGUAAUCAACAUGCUGAUAUUUUGACGAAAGCUUUGCAUCCGGGUCUGUUUUGUUCCCUUCUUAGCCGUAUGUCUACUUCAAGGCUCUUUUCUCCUUCAACGGUUACCAUUUUAGAGGCUUGA